Bemisia tabaci is the source of this 4208-nucleotide messenger RNA. Its product is annotated as probable squalene--hopene cyclase. The record is from RefSeq and is a predicted model, not a curated record. Gene Ontology annotation, molecular function: intramolecular transferase activity. Gene Ontology annotation, cellular component: lipid droplet. Gene Ontology annotation, biological process: triterpenoid biosynthetic process. Lineage: Eukaryota; Metazoa; Arthropoda; Insecta; Hemiptera; Aleyrodidae.
UCUUUGUACGUGCUCACUGAGUUGCUACUUAUCUGCAACACUGUGUUAGCUUAGAAAAAGUGGCGAACGGAAUUAAAUAAUUUUAAAGUGUUGGUGGUGAUUAUUUCUCUGAUUUUAUUUUGUUAUUUAUGUUAUAAUUUAGAACAUCUUAAAUUCGUCAAAACACCGAGAGAAUCGUGGUUUUCUAUUUAGUUCCCAAAACGAGAAAUUUAAGUUGUAAUAUUAAUACGGUGAAGUCAAAUUUGAAAUCAAGGAAAAUACUGGUGUCUGCAAGUGAGAUUGUUCAUAAAAUAUCAUGAGCUUUCACCUCAUGUAAAAUAAAAAUUCAGGUGAAAAAGCCACCAGGAGGAAAGUUACACUGAAACCAACACAAUGGCGACAGACACGGAAACAUCACCAGUCGAGGACACAACCUCACCAGUCGAGAACAAAACCACACCAGUCGAGGACAUAACCUCACCAGUCGAGGACAUAACCUCACCAGUCGAGGACACAACCUCACCAGUCGAGGACACAACCUCACCAGUCGAGGACACAACCUCACCAGUCGAGGACAUAACCUCACCAGUCGAGGACACAACCUCACCUAGCGACUUGGAAGCGAUGGAUAUUCGCAUAAAACAGGCAACGAACGCCAUUCUCGCCGCACAGAGAGAGGACGGCCACUGGUGCUACGAGUACGAAGCAGACGCCAUGUACCCAGCCGACUACAUCUUCAUGGUCCGCUUCCUGGGCGAGACACCCGACAUCGAACUCGAACAGAAGAUGGGGCGCUACCUGCGCGGCAUCCAACUCCCGGACGGCGGGUGGCCGCACUUCAAGAAAGGCCCAACCUCGGUCAACGCGAGUGUCCUCGCCUACUUGGCCCUCAAGAUGAUCGGCGACUCGCCGGACGCCGAACACAUGGUCCGGGCGCGGAAGGCCAUCCUGGCAGCGGGCGGCGCCGAAACCGCCAACGUAUUCGCUCGAAUACGACUCUGCUGGGUUGGCAUCCUCCCCUGGGAGGCCCUCCCUAUCCUGCCCGUCGAGAUGAUUCUCCUACCGAAGUGGUUCGUAUUCCACUUAUCGAAGGUGGCAUGCUGGGCUCGGACCAUCAUCAUACCAUUAUCGGUCCUCCAGGCCAAGCGAGCGCACCCACGGCAACCCCACGGUGUCCGCAUCGACGAGCUAUUCCACACUCCACCCGAGAAGGUCGGGCUGCUACCUCAGGCGCCACACCAGAAUACCCUUUGGUUUUCGUUAUUCCGCUCCGUGAACACCGUCUUGCACCAGAUCGAACCGCGGCUCUCGCCGAAAUUGCGUCAGCGUGCCAUCGACAAAGCGGUAGAGUGGGUCGAGGAACACGUGCGGCCAGGGGAAGGUCUCUUCGCCGCAUCGUUCAACUCUGUGAACGCUCUUCUCAUGUUCGACGCGCUCGGUUACCCGGCAACCCACCCACCCCGCGUCGCCUUGCGGAAUUUCAUCGAGUCGUUACUCUUCUUCCGCGAAGACGAGGCUUAUUUACAAAUCUGCGCGUCUCCGACAUGGGACACGGCGUUAGUUGCGCAUACUCUCUUAGAAACGCGUGACCUCCACGCUGAAAAGGCCGCGCUGCGUGGUCUGGAAUGGCUGCGCCGGCGGCAGAUCCUCGACGUUGCUGGCGAUUGGGCAGUCAAGAAGCCGAACCUCCUCCCGGGAGGCUGGCCGUUCCAGUACGGCAACAAAUCGUACCCCGACCUCGACGACACGGCGAUGGUUUUGAUGGCCAUGCACCGCGCGGACCCGGUAGCCUUCGCGGAGGCGAUACAACGCGGGCGUGACUGGGUGGUCGGCAUGCAGACCGCCAACGGAGGUUGGGCCUCUUUCGAGGUGGACAACACUGACCUCUGGCUGAAGCAAGUCCCGUUCUCGGAUCAAGGUUUCCUCAUCGAUCCGCCAACCGCAGACGUGACCGGGAGGUGCCUCUGCAUGCUCGGGCAAUCGGGCGAGCUACCGGAGACGAGUGAGGUGUCUCGUCGUGGGCUGGCGUUCGUCCUGAAGGAGCAAGAACCCGAUGGGAAAUGGUGGGGUCAGUGGGGGGUGAACUACACCCAUGGGACUUGGUUCGGGUUGAGUGCGUUGAACUCUAUGGGUGUCUCGCAUGAGGAUCCGCGGGUCAAGCGUGCGGUUGAGUGGCUCGUCUCGGUGCAGAAUGAGGAUGGUGGGUGGGGGGAGGAUCCGAUAAGCUACGAGCGAGAGUGCUAUGUGGGGGCGCCCAGCGGCCCGACCCAAACCGCGUGGGCGCUUCUGGGGCUUAUGGCAGGGGGCGCGGUCCACCAUCCUGCGGUGGGGCGUGGUGUUGAGUGGUUGCUCCGAACGCAGUGCGACCAUGGCGUCUGGGAGGAUGAUUCCUCGAACGAGUGUUGCGCCGCGAGACUUCCGUUCCUUAUCUUCCAUGGCUACCACCAGUACUUCCCCCUAUGGGCGCUGGCGCGGUAUCGGAACUUGAAGCGGGAUGGUGUAACCCGCGUGGCGCCAGGGAUAUGAGGACCUCCUUGAUUUGGUAUCCUGCCAUGCUAAGAAAAAACACCGUAUUAACCUUCAGGCGUUGCCAAAUCUCCUCUGAUAAAAUACGAUUUUAUUUGGGGGAAACUGUAAAUAUUUUUCUUUAAAUUUUUCAGACUAUUUUGUUCGCGCUUUGAUCUAAAAUAUGCGCAAAUUUCGAGGAAAUAUAUGCAUAAAUUUCGUCAAAUAUACAUGUUUUAUCCGGGCAAAUUUAUCAACUCUCGAAUGUACAUACGGCGUUCUUCCUUAGUACGUUAGUAUCGGUGAAAUUGUAUCUAUCAGCAAGGGAACCAAGCCGCACCAGCUAUUUCCAAAUUUUACUGGGUAAUUUAAUAUUUUACGAGAGAACGUUUGUGUGGAUUCUUUCGAAAAAUUUAGGGAAUUUGCUUCGUGCUAUGCAUGAAUCAUCGAAAUUUUCAGAAAAAUCCGCACAACCGUUUUCACGAAAAGAUGAUGUGGCUUGGUUCCUUUCUGCUAAACGUGGCCCAAUUGGAUCUGUUUCUGUUCGACGGGCCUAAGCCCAAAAACUCAUAAGCCUUAGCGUUCUGCGCAAUCAACCAAAGCCAGGGCUCAUGAGUUUCUGGACUGAAACCUGUCUAACAGAAACCGAUUUAACGAAUUUUAAAUUCUACCUGAAAAAUUUGAAAAAAACAAAUGAUGUAUAAUUAUAAUGGUAGCCUCAGUCGUUUAUAGAAAGCUACAUUCGAGUAAGUUGAUUAGAUUUUUUUAAUUUUCAAAGACUAUUAAGAGUGAACAGCAGUAUUUUGUAAAGAAAAAAGAUGGGCUAUUUUGCUAUGAAAAAUGUUCGUUGAAAUCUUUGCAGGUUUUGACUUUGAUUAUAUGUGAUAUUCUUUGUGUUUAUUUUAAACCAUACUCAUCUUUUUUGUAACGCAUCUUGAUAAUAGGCCGGCAGAUUACAGGGACCUAUACCAAAUUUUAAAGUGUCCAAUGUGUUUCAAUUCACAUCGAGUUUUUUAAAUUAUAUUAAAAUCUCAAAUACCGGUUUUUGAUUAAAUCAAAACGAUGCCUAUUUGUUUUUUUUUCUCUCCAUAUUUUUUAUAUGCAUAGAACAUUUCAAGGAGACCAGUAAUUGCGAGCACAGAACUUUUACUGGAAUGUUCCGACACCGCAAGAUGCCAAACGCAUAUUUUCACGCCAAAAUUGUCAAAAGUUUCCUCAGAAGUCAAGAGAUUUCGGAAAUAUCAACUAAACUGGACCAUUAUCAAUCAAUUCUAUAGUCUUACAAAAAUUUCCUGGUCUAAAUGGGAGGAAGGCAGGUAAUGCCCUCCCACUAGAAUUAAUCCAUACCUGUUGUUUCGCUUAUUUUCAGUUGCUAAAAUAGUUUUUGAUUUGCAUGAAAAAUUGACAAUAAUUCACAAUUUUAGUGGGAAAGUAUAUGCAAAAAACACCCUUCAGUGCUCAGCUGCUCGAAAAAAAAGGAUCAGAAUUUUGGAAAAUCGUAUUGAAUUCUAUAAGUACAUUAAACGAUAUUUAAUGUCGAAAAAUGCGUAUACCUCGGUGACAUUGUAAGUCUCCGUUAAUGUUUUAUUUUUUAAAGGGAAACUAAUAAACAGUCUCUAUUAAAAUUUUCUGCGAAUCCUCUCUCCUUAUUCUACAAAAUUGUACAAAAUUGCAACGAAACGUUUCGAUCGAUUUUCCUAGAAACAAUAAACCUUUAUCGAAAA